Leptosia nina is the source of this 237-nucleotide messenger RNA. The record is from the annotation of a GenBank genome assembly. Lineage: Eukaryota; Metazoa; Arthropoda; Insecta; Lepidoptera; Pieridae.
AUGGAUGUGGUCUUUGACCAAAUAUGUAAAGAGAUAAUAUUACACAUCGAUUUGCUUAAUUUCCCAAACACAGGGGGUGUACCGUUACAUCUUGAUAUCUAUGGUUACCUGAGGGUGAGGAUGCGAGCGGUGAGGGCGCGGCGCGUCGCGGGGCUCGUGCGCGCGCGCACCGCUCAUGCUAUGCGGCGCAUGCCAGGGUCGCUCUCAGGCGCUGCAACGGUAAUAUCCUUAGAUUAA